Messenger RNA from Exophiala mesophila, 4327 nucleotides. RefSeq names its product ATP-dependent protease La. Gene Ontology annotation, molecular function: serine-type endopeptidase activity; single-stranded DNA binding; ATP-dependent peptidase activity. Gene Ontology annotation, biological process: protein quality control for misfolded or incompletely synthesized proteins; chaperone-mediated protein complex assembly; mitochondrion organization. The record is from RefSeq and is a predicted model, not a curated record. NCBI's taxonomy places the organism in Eukaryota, Fungi, Ascomycota, Eurotiomycetes, Chaetothyriales, Herpotrichiellaceae. The coding region runs from base 195 to 3494 and encodes 1099 amino acids. The transcript is spliced from 2 exons. Gene Ontology annotation, cellular component: mitochondrial matrix.
UUUGCAUCCAACACACGAGCAUCUUCGCAUCUUCACUGUCAUUUCCUCGCUCUUCUCUUCUCGUACCUCCUGCUCUCGACCCCAUCUAUCAGCCUCUGUGCAUCUGGGCUGCUGUUUCCGUCCCUCACCCCGCUGACCUGUUGCCGAACCCACUCUUCCAUCCACGCCUAGCACUUGGGCCUCACUCUUGGAGCAUGCUCCGAAGCCAGACCGUGCCAUGGAGAACAGUACUCCGGACCGGUCAUCGCUCCAUCUGUAGAGAUUGUAGGCGCCAGCUCUCCAAGCGCCCAGCCGUCUCUCAACUACUUCCAGCCACGUCACCUCCCUCCUACACUGGAGGGGUCUCGCUGGCUGGAUUACCAAUCCGUCAAUUUUCUUCCCACCCAGUGCGGAGAAAGGAGAAGCCCCCUGAGGACGACCCAACACAUUCAAAAGACGAUCAGGAGGCCAAGGUUAAGAAGGUUGACAAUGAAUCGGACGAGCCCUCCAGAACCCAAGAUCCCCCGACGUCCGAUAAGGUCGCUUCCAGCCCGGAUACCGCAACCCAAACCAAUGAUGCAAAGGCCACCACGGCCAGUGCCGGUGGGGGAGAUUCGUCGCCAACCUCAGGUUCGAGUCCUAGCAGUGGAGGGGAUGGCAAUAAGCGUGGCAGGAAAAACACCCAAAUCUCCAAGCCCACCAUUCCAGAGGUAUAUCCUCAAGUAAUGGCAAUCCCCAUCGCUAAAAGGCCCUUGUUCCCGGGCUUCUACAAGGCCAUAACCAUUAGAGAUCCCAACGUCGUUGCUGCCAUACAAGAGAUGAUGCGAAGAGGCCAACCAUACGUUGGAGCAUUCCUGUUCAAGGACGACACUGCAGACAAGGACAUUAUUGAAAAAGUCGACGAUGUCCACGAGGUCGGUGUCUUUGCGCAAAUCACAAGCGCCUUUCCUGUUCACGGUGACGAACAUAGCCUUACCGCAGUCCUCUACCCUCACCGUCGGAUCAAAAUGUCCUCUCUUCUACCUCCGUCGACCUCUCAACAAGGUGUCCCGAUCGCCGAUGUGCAGCCAGCAAAAGAGCACAAAGCCAAACCAGACGGAACUGAGGGUCAGGGGGACGUCGUAGCCAGCUUCGAAGAAACCUCCAAGGAGCCCUCAUCCUCGCCAGUGUCUGUCUACGAGCCCACCGCAUUCCUUCGCAAAUAUCCCGUCUCCCUUGUCAAUGUCGAGAAUCUAUCUGAACAGCCUCACGACAAGAAGAGCGAUGUUAUUCGUGCAUUGACCUCGGAGAUUGUCAAUGUCUUCAAAGAGGUAGCAAGCUUGAACCAGAUAUUCCGAGAUCAGAUCUCCGAUUUCAGUGUUUCUCAGUCUGCUGGAAACGUCAUCGAAGAGCCUGCCAAGCUUGCAGACUUUGCCGCUGCUGUUUCUGCCGGUGAAAUUGACGAGCUUCAGGAUGUCCUGCAGACGAUGAAUGUCGAAGAACGGUUACACAAAGCUCUUGUCGUGCUCAAGAAGGAGUUGAUGAAUGCCAAACUUCAAACCAAAAUCUCCAAGGACGUCGAAAGCAAAAUCCAAAAGAGGCAACGGGAGUAUUGGCUGAUGGAACAGAUGAAAGGUAUUCGGCGUGAACUCGGUCUUGAGUCCGAUGGCAAGGACAAAUUGGUCGAGAAAUUCAGGGAACGAGCACAAAAGUUGGCCAUGCCCGAAGCCGUCAAGAAGGUUUUUGACGAAGAGCUAAACAAGUUGGCGCAUCUCGAACCGGCUGCCUCGGAAUUCAACGUCACAAGAAACUAUCUCGACUGGAUCACUCAGAUACCCUGGGGCCAACGCAGCGCAGAGAACUUCGGCAUCAAGAAUGCCAUGACUGUCCUCGACGAAGAUCACUAUGGGCUCAAGGAUGUCAAAGACCGCAUUCUAGAGUUUAUCGCUGUUGGUAAGCUUCGAGGUACGGUCGAAGGGAAGAUUCUUUGCUUCGUUGGCCCGCCUGGUGUUGGCAAGACCUCUAUCGGCAAAUCAAUUGCUCGUGCAUUGAAUCGGCAGUACUAUCGCUUCAGUGUUGGAGGUCUGACCGACGUCGCCGAGAUCAAGGGCCAUCGCAGAACCUACGUCGGCGCCCUCCCCGGUCGUAUCAUUCAGGCACUCAAGAAAUGUCAGACCGAAAACCCACUCAUCUUGAUCGACGAAGUCGACAAGAUUGGUCGUGGCCAUCAGGGUGAUCCUGCGUCUGCCUUGCUUGAAUUACUCGACCCCGAACAAAACUCCAGCUUUCUCGACCACUACAUGGACGUGCCGGUUGAUCUAUCAAAGGUCCUCUUUGUCUGCACGGCUAAUAUGACAGACACAAUCCCCCGUCCUCUCCUCGAUCGAAUGGAGAUGAUUGAGCUAAGUGGAUAUGUUUCAAAUGAGAAGAAAGCCAUUGCGGAUAGAUACCUGGCCCCGCAGGCCAAGGAGCUCUCUGGGUUGAAGGACGUCGAUGUCACUCUCGACGAGUCCGCCAUCGAGGAGCUGAUCAACAAGUACUGCAGAGAAUCAGGGGUUCGGAACCUGAAGAAACAAAUCGAGAAGGUCUAUCGAAAAUCUGCACUCAAGAUAAUUCAAGACCUUGGCGAGGAAGCCUUUCCAGAGUCGGAGGCGUUGACCAAGGAAGGCGGUGCUGCGCUGGAGGAGAGCAAAAAGGACGAGACCGACGUCAAGGAUACCCCGGAGAAUAUCGAGAACCAAACCACUGAAAAACCUCGACUUGCUCUGCAAGUGCCUGACUCUGUCCACGUACACAUCACCAAGGACAAUCUCAAGGACUACGUCGGUCCUCCGGUCUUUACUGCAGACCGACUCUAUGAGACAACCCCGGCUGGGGUGGCCAUGGGUUUGGCCUGGACAAGCAUGGGGGGAGCGGCACUUUACAUUGAAUCGAUCCUCGAGUCAGCACUCUCAUCCCAGAGUCGACCUGGCUUCCAGCAGACGGGCAAUCUCAAGGCGGUCAUGAAAGAAUCAACGGCGAUUGCAUACUCAUUUGCAAAGAAUGUUCUUGCGACACGCUUUCCCAAAAACCGAUUUUUCGAUCAUGCAAAGAUUCAUCUUCAUUGUCCUGAAGGCGCAGUGCAGAAAGACGGGCCUUCGGCAGGCAUCACCAUGGCCACAUCAUUGCUGAGUUUAGCGAUGGACAAGCCGCUCAGUCCUGCAUUGGCCAUGACGGGUGAGCUGACUGUGACCGGCAAAGUGUUGAGGAUUGGUGGCUUGAGGGAAAAGACCGUAGCUGCUAGACGUGCUGGUUGCUCCAAGAUCCUGUUCCCCAAAGACAACUGGGGCGACUGGGUCGAGCUACCUGAGAACAUCAAGGAAGGUAUUGAAGGCCACGCUGUCGACUGGUACAGCGAGGUGUUUGACAUUGUCUUUCCUGAUAUCAAAAAGGACGAGGUCAACAACCGGUGGAAGUCGGUCUUGAAGGAAGACAAAAGAUCCCGCAAGAACAAGGACAAGGACGAAGAGGAGGAUGAAGAUUCCGACGACGACUGAACAUGUCGCGUUGAGGUGAUACAACCUGUCUCACAUUGGACGCUUUUUUCAUUCAACUCGUGCCCCUCUUCACUCCGUCUGGAUAUUCCAACGCCGUGAGAACAAGGAGUAAUGCCUUGGCGUCUGGGGAUGUGUGGUGUGCGGCAUUUCAAGGCACUGGACACCAGACCCUGGAUAGUAUUGGCAUUCGGAAAAGUGUGUUGGAACGAGGUUUCCACUAUCUGGAAAACGCUACAGUCUCCGCCGGGUCCAUGUGCAUAUAAGGUGCAUGACGGCGUUACAAGAAGCCAAGCGGCAUUUAUGUGAGGUGGAAGAUAGAUUAUGGUAGGAUAGUGAUGUGAUCCCCACUCUGGCUUUUCGUGGCGCGGUCGACUACAGGCUGAUGACGCUCGAAAAUCCUGUGUAAAAUAGUACCUAGCCGCAACUCUUCGGUCUUGUGCAAUGGCAAGUUUUGGUACAUGUUGUCCUUUCACAUCUGGAGCAGGGAGUUGGCAAGUCGAUUAAUCCGAAUCUUCGUCUUGACUGUCUGGCACUUCGGCUUCGCGGCGAGGGGCAGGCGACGAGGAGGUUUCCGAGGCUGAUGGCGAUGAUAUUACAGGGGCUGCAUCUUCGGAGCCCCUAAUGACAGCAUGGCGGUAUCUGCGUAGAAUAGCCGUUUCAUGAAGAUCGAGUAUCAUUUCGUUGUGAAGGUCACCAUUGUCAGUCCCACGUUCCAGGCCCAUUUGCUGAUCUGACGAGAGGGAAGGGGGAGCAAAACCAAGGGGUUGAUGAGCUUGAGCAGCUAUUGGGAUUGCGACGGAUGAAAGAUCGAGUUGAAUUCUUCCUUCUUGUCU